CGUGCGUCAGACAGUGUAAUGUGUGUUGGUGUAGAGGUGGUGUAAUGUGUGUUGGUGUAGUGGUGGUGUAAACAGUGUAUUCAGUAUAUAAUAUAUUACAUAUAUUUGGAGUUAGCAGUUGGCAAGAAUGACAGAUAUGAGCCAAUCAUCUGGUUCUGAUUCUGGAGACUCAGAUAGAGGUGUAAGAUACAAAACUGUAUCUACUAGAAACUUUAAAGAUAGAGAAAAUGAGGAAACUAAUGAAAGCAAGUCCUUUGGACCAGUUUUACCUCCACAUUUACAAAUAAAUAAUACCAAAGUGGGACCAGAAUUACCACCACAACUAAAAACUGAUAAUAUUCAGAGGAAAAAUAAAAUAAUAGGUCCAGAACUACCUCCAAAUUUUAAAAGUAUCACAGAUAAAUUAGAAGAGCAUCCAAAUAUGAAACCUAUAGGACCAGCUUUACCUCCUCAUAUACAGAAAGGUGUCAAAGAAGCAACAUCCAAUUUACAACUAACAUUGUAUGAAAAUGAAAUUAGUAAUGUAAAGAUGGUUGGGCCUGCACUACCACCACAUUUUAUUAGUUGCAAUAAUCGUAAUGUUUCAAAAAGUAGUGAUGAUUCAAUUCAGAAUACAUGUACCAGUCCUGUACUAUCCAACAACAAUCAUCAACCAUUACAAUUCACUGAAGAAUUAGAUGAAGAUGUAUAUGGGCCACUUCCUGUUGGAUAUAACCAAUCUAAAGCUCAUGUGGAAUUAGAAGAACGAGCUUUAAAAAUGAAAAUUGAUAUGUUAAAUCCUGCCAAAGCAUCAGAACCGAUAAGGGAAGAAUGGAUGCUGGAGUUGCCAGCUGCAAAAGCUGCUAAUUUGGGUUUGGGGCCAAGACAAUUUAGAGCCAAGGAGGCACCAGAUUUAUCAGACAGAUCCUCAUGGACAGAUACUCCAGAAGAUCGUGCAAAGAAAAAAGAAAAGAACAAGGAAGACGUAGAUAUAAGAAAAAUCGCAGAGUUAAAAGAACUGAACAGAAGAGAUAAACAGCAAGAAGAAAUAGCGAGAAAAUGUAAAAGACCAGAAGAGAGUUUAGUGGAUAUGCAUCGCAAAAAAAUGAAAAAGAAAAAAGAAGACGCUCCAGGAGAAAGGCGUCCUUUUAGUCGAGAAGUAGAUCUUCAGGUGAAUCGUUUCGACGAGGCACAAAAGAAAGCUGUACUCAAAAAAGCACAAUUACUUGAUAAUCGAUUUUCGGCAGGGCAUUCAAAAUUUUUGUGAAUGGAUAUUCUUGAAAUUGAAUAAAAAUAUAAUAUUA
Diorhabda carinulata is the source of this 1283-nucleotide messenger RNA. Its product is annotated as GPALPP motifs-containing protein 1. NCBI's taxonomy places the organism in Eukaryota, Metazoa, Arthropoda, Insecta, Coleoptera, Chrysomelidae. Bases 128 to 1246 code for a protein of 372 amino acids. The transcript is spliced from 4 exons. The record is from RefSeq and is a predicted model, not a curated record.